GCAGGAAAAGCAUUUAGGAAGUUUCUUCCCCUCUUUGACCGUGUACUGGUUGAACGAUGUGCAGCCGAGACAGUAACCAAAGGAGGAAUCAUGAUUCCAGAAAAAUCUCAAGGGAAGGUGCUACAAGCAACAGUAGUAGCAGUUGGAUCUGGAAGCAAAGGAAAGAAUGGUGAGAUUCAGCCAGUGAGUGUGAAAGUUGGUGAAAAGGUUUUGCUACCAGAGUAUGGGGGUACUAAGAUCGUGCUAGAAGAUAAGGACUAUUACUUGUUUAGAGAUGGUGACAUUCUUGGGAAGUACCUGGACUAAACCUGUUGCAGUAUCAGUCAUCCAUUCCACAAAAAUGCUGAAAUCUUUCUUUCAUCAUGUAAAUAAUGUCCUUUAUUUUAUAAUAAGCAGGCAUUGAGUCUCUGAAAUAACUUGUGAUCGCACUGUAACGAUGGAACGCAAAUAAAAACAUGUACAGUCAGAAACCAGUUGCUCUUGCUUGAGUUCCAUUGAACAGUGAAAUUUGGAUGACCACCAACCAGCCUUAAUUAUUCCAAACAACACCAUUUUAUAUACUUAUCUCUGUACUGAGAUUGUGAAGGUAUUUACAAUAAACUUGUAAAACU
Acanthisitta chloris (rifleman) is the source of this 611-nucleotide messenger RNA. RefSeq names its product heat shock 10kDa protein 1 (gene HSPE1). NCBI's taxonomy places the organism in Eukaryota, Metazoa, Chordata, Aves, Passeriformes, Acanthisittidae. The annotation marks the transcript as partial. Gene Ontology annotation, molecular function: protein-folding chaperone binding; metal ion binding; ATP binding. Gene Ontology annotation, cellular component: mitochondrial matrix. The transcript is spliced from 3 exons. The record is from RefSeq and is a predicted model, not a curated record.